Messenger RNA from Atta colombica, 1507 nucleotides. RefSeq names its product tumor necrosis factor receptor superfamily member wengen (gene wgn). The transcript is spliced from 5 exons. Gene Ontology annotation, molecular function: protein binding. NCBI's taxonomy places the organism in Eukaryota, Metazoa, Arthropoda, Insecta, Hymenoptera, Formicidae. The record is from RefSeq and is a predicted model, not a curated record. The coding region runs from base 449 to 1468 and encodes 339 amino acids.
CGCGCGAUGGUACGCACGUUUUCUUACGUGUUGCAUACGUUCGGUGUAUCGUGGUGAGAAACUCCGAUGCUCCGUUUUUAGCGAUAUCAUCUCGCCUUGUCGUCGUUAUUCAUCGAGGAGUGACAGCGUGACGGCGUCGCGACGCUCACGCGUUUCCAUCAUUUCCUUUAUUUCGAUUUCUUUCCUUCUCUCCUCUCCCUCGUUGCUUCCGAUCGAAAAAUUGGAUGGUUCGCCAACAAACGUCGAUUAUUGACACACACAGUGCCUGAGACCAUUCCCGGUGGUCCACGCGAUACAGUGACGAUACGCGAAAUAUUGUCACUUCUUGGGGCUGCAACGACGCGUCCUUCCCCUUCUUAUUCUUCUCCACUUUCUCUUCCUCUUCGUCGGCUACGUCGCCUCGGAUUACAUCAUGACAAACACGACACCACCGAAGGCAGCGUGAGUAAUGCCGAGGGAAUCCUGUCCCGGGUUACUGUUGACCCUGGUGUCGAUAUUCGUCGGCCUGUGCGAGUCCUCUGCUGCCCCCGGAGCCGCAACAUCCGGCACUCAGCAACCACAGCCGCAGCCACAGCAGCAGCCGCCGCCGCAGUCGCAGCAGCAGCAUCCAAUUUGUAGGCCUGGUUUGGAGUUCUGGUCCACCGAACGCGCCUCGUGCUGGCCGUGUACUCGAUGCGCCCCCGAGUUCACCUUAAGUCCAUGUGUGAUUCACAAGGACGCGAUAUGCGGCCCACUAUCAGCGCUCGAGCUCGACUGGUCCUUCUUGUCAUCGACGGGCAGGAAGAGACCCUCGAGAGCCGGUGAUGACAAUGGGACCGUCACCUCGAACGCGUUCCUGCGGUUCUCUGAGGAGAGGACGAAAGAACGACCCUUCGUGGAAACCGAUAAUCUCAUCAACCCCGGUCGUGAAGGCGACAAGGAGCCGGUCUCCGCUUCGCAGGAAUCGAAAACGGCGUAUGAUCCUCGGGAGAGGAGAAAAUCGGCCGUUGAAGACAAUCUACCGUGGGACUGGCAGACCGGUGCUCUGGUCCUUGCGGUAUGCGCCUGCAUAGUAUUCUUCCUGGUAGCAGGAUGCUCGGCUAUCGUCUACGCGAGGCAAUGGCGGCGGAUGAAGAGAAACUUCGAACCGGCGGGUCUCGAAGAAAUCUCAGCCAGAUUGAACCUGAUGGUGAAAGCGGAGCUGGCCGAGUUGGUCGCAGGAGCACCGAUGAAUCCAGGUGAUCCCGAAACCAGAUGUCAGUAUCUCGAGAAGCUUUUAGACCGGAAACGGGAGACUCCCGUGGUGGCGACGGCGGCGACGGCGACGACGGUUGCAACGGCGGCGGCUGGCUGGCCGGAGGCAGCAACCGGCAACUUGUACAUCGAAGAGGGGGGCACAACGACACCGAGAAGUAAACGAUCGCAAAUCGCACGGAUUCAACGUAACAUCGAGACCAUUCUCAGUCACAAGACGAAUCAGGGCGAUUGAUCUCGGAGAUCCCCAAUCCGGAAGAUCCCCUUAAACGAA